GAAGCUAGGGUUUGUCGCGACCAAUCUCUCUAGGGCUAGGGUUCCGAGUUCGCAAGAAAUCUGAGAGCUAUGCCUCCUCGGGCGGUGAAGAAGGCUUCCGGUGUCUCGACGGCGACGAAGAGGACGGCGUCGAGGACGGCCAGAGGUGGGCCGAAGGCGCAGGUGUGUGCUGAAGAUGUGAAGGAAGAGGUCUCGAUCCCCGUUGUGGAGUUCCAGGAGGAGAUGAAAGCUGGGGAAGCCUUGGCCUCUGUUGUGGAGACGAAGGAGAAUAUCAGGGAAGAGGAGUUUGCGGAGGAAAAGCUCGAGGCUUUGGAAUCGAUGGCUAAUGGACCAGAUAAAAAUGAUGCCAAAGAUGCUUAUGAAGGGGAUGAUAAAGGUGAACGAUUGGAACUGGAUGAUAAUGACCCUGAAUAUGAGGAAACUGCUGUUGACUAUGAUGAGAAGGAAAUGGAAGAUGAUGACAAUGCUCAAGUAGAGGGAGUUGAAGUUGAGGAGUAUGUUGAUGGGGAUGAUGCUGUUGAAGAGGAAGUGAUUGAGAUGGCUGAGGAGAUUGAGGAUGGUGGAGAGGAUGUUGAGGGAGAAGAGUAUGAGGAACAUUAUGAGGAGGAGCAUGAGCACUAUGAAGAUUUGGAAGAACAUCAAGAGGUUGUGAAGGAACGCCGAAAGCGUAAGGAGUUUGAAGUUUUUGUUGGUGGCUUAGACAAGGAUGCAAAAGAGUCUGAUUUGAUGAAAGUCUUUAGUUCUGUUGGUGAGAUUGUGGAAAUUAGACUUAUGAUGAACCACCUAACUAACAGGAACAAAGGUUUUGCUUUCUUGCGUUAUGCAACUGUGGAGCAAGCAAAACGUGCUGUUUUGGAACUCAAGAAUCCAGUGGUAAAUGGUAAACAAUGUGGUGUUGCCCCUAGCAAGGACAGUGACACACUCUUCUUGGGUAAUAUUUGCAAAACAUGGACAAAGGAACAUUUGAAGGAGACAUUGAGGAGUUAUGGGAUUGAAAACUUUGUGGAUUUAAAUCUUUCGGAAGAUAGUAAUGAUGAGGGAAUGAAUCGUGGAUUUGCCUUCCUGGAGUUCUCUUCGCGAAGAGAUGCUAUAGAUGCUUACAGACACUUGCAGAAGAGGGAUGUCAUGCUUGGAGUUGAUCGGCCUGCUAAAAUUUCACUUGCAGACUCAUUUAUUCAACCAGAUGAUGAAGUCAUGGCUCAGGUUAAGACUGUUUUUGUUGAUGGUAUACCUGCUUCUUGGGACGAGGAUCGAGUCAAGGGAUAUCUCAAAGAAUUUGGUGAAAUUGAAAAGAUUGAACUUGCUCGCAAUAUGCCUAAUGCUAAGAGAAAGGAUUUUGGCUUUGUCACAUUUGACACACAUGAUUCUGCUGUCAGGUGUGCUGAUGGCAUCAACAACCAAGAGCUUGGUGAAGGCAAUAGCAAGGUUAAGGUUAGGGCCAGAUUAUCAAGACCCCUUCAGAGAGGUAGAGGGAAACCUGGUUCUCGGGGAGAUUUUCGGUCCAGCCGAGGGCCCCUUCGAGGAAGUACUCGUUCAUCUUGGUCAAGGCCGCCUCCUCGUAGAAUCCCAGGAGGUGUGCCUAGACAACUUGGGGGUCGUGCGGUGCCUGCUGGUGGUUAUGGAUCUAGGAGGACAAUUGAUUUCCGUGAACGACGGCCUGUUGUAGCACCACCAGAGAGGGCAAGACGUUUGCCUCCACCAGUGCGGUCAUAUGAGAGGCGGCCUCCUCCUCCUGAAUUUCCUAAGAGUAGUUCUAAGCGGGAGUACAGUAGGCAUGAUGAGCUUGCUUCUAGAAGUAGAGUUGCUGCUGCUGCUGAGUAUGGGUCAAGAAUCCUCACCGAGAGAAGGUCAUCAUCUUACAGGGAUGAGUUUUCUUCCCGUGGAUCAAGCUAUUCUGAUAUAGUGCCACGGAGUGCUCCCCGUGCUAUGGAGCGGAGGCCAUAUGCUGAUGAAGUUUAUGGGCGAAAACCUGAAUGGCCUAUCCCAGCUUACAGAGAAGCACGCAGCCGUGAUUAUGAUCCUAUCUCUGGAUCCAAGCGUUCAUAUUCAGCAAUGGAUGAUGCACCCCCUCGCUAUCCUGAUGUAAACAUGCGGCAUUCAAGGGCUCGGAUAGAGUAUGGAGUCAGUGGAAGUAGUGCUCAAUAUGAAGAUGCCUAUGCUGAAAGGCUUGGUCGAUCACAUGCGGGAUAUGGUGGGAGCAGGAGUUCCCUUUGUGGCCAUGAAUCACAUGGUUUACAUGGCAGCCACCAAGGCAUCAGUUAUGGUGGAGGUUCUGUAAGUGGUAGGGAUGUUAGUGGAAUGUACUCAUCAGGCUUCAGUGGUAGUUACCUCUCAAGGGGUUCUGAUCAAGUUGGUAGUGGCUCGUAUUCUUCCUCAUACUCUGGUCGUAACAUGAGUGGCAGUGGGUACUUAGGUGGUAGUGGAUCCAGUUCAUACUACUGAGAUGCCUGCUUGGUGCUCAUGGACUUUCAAAAUUACAUAUGGAAUUGUCUUGAUGACACAGAUUUGACAUCAAAGGAGGCUCGUGUAAACUGUGGACUUUUUGAAGCUUCCUUAUCUGAUGCUUGCAUGCAUGGAUGGAGAGAGACCAUGAGUGUUGGAAAAGUCAUGUGGAUUAUUUUAAGGAUUUGAAUAUUUGUUCAGUUGGGUUAUUCAGACAUGGAUGCAAACUGAAUACCUUCCAGUGUAAGGAUAUCUCAGUUAUUUACUCAGGGAUAAGACCAUCAAACAAGGCCUAGUGUGAUGUAUGGAAACAAAUUUUUUUCUCUAUUAAGAUCACCAUAAACUGGACAAUGAAGUUGCUUUCACAUUGAGUUUUUAUCAAGUAUUAUAUUUGAAUAUGCUUGGCCAUUAAGGUGUUGCUGGAUGCAGCAGGACAUGUGAAAUAUCAACUGCAAUGGGAUAUCUCCAAUUGGAACCUAAUCUAUGAAUGUUGGACAAUGAUUAUUAAA
Molecule: messenger RNA, 2951 nt
Organism: Dioscorea cayenensis subsp. rotundata (Guinea yam)
Lineage: Eukaryota; Viridiplantae; Streptophyta; Magnoliopsida; Dioscoreales; Dioscoreaceae
Product: nucleolin
Exons: 12
Coding region: 70-2442 (790 amino acids)
Cellular component (GO): nucleus
Molecular function (GO): mRNA binding
Source: RefSeq, a predicted model, not a curated record